UCGUUUUAACUUUUGGUCGAUGAGUAACUAUGAGGUAGAGUGGUCACAAGGCUAUGAUUGUCUCCUGCUCGACCUGCUGGCCAGGCUCGUCCUCGCCUCUGCUUGCUAGAGCAGGAGGGACAGCACAAAUUAUGGCUGAGCCUGUGGAGGAUGAUGUGAGUUACCUUGGAUCACAAGAGGUAGCAGACUAUAUAUCCCCCAAUAAAGAGAACACCCCUGCCACACAGUACCAGAACACGAAUUCUGAUCCAAGAACACCAGACCUCAAAGCAACUGGGGCCUUCAGAACACCCUUGGUGUCUUCACAGGGUAAACAGGAUAAGAAGACAGUUGGGCGUGUCUUACCCACCGGAGGUGCAGAACGAGUUUCUCCUUACAACUCAAGCAGUCCAGUCACAAGUCCACGUACCCCAGACAGGAACCCAAAUUACAACAUUGAUGCCUCAGGCUCUACUUAUGCAUUACAGGUUGCUCUCAGAAACAUGAAGGAGCGAUACCACAAACUGCAGAAGAAAAUGGCCCUUAUAGAAGAUGAUAACCAAAGGCUUAUUAGUGGCAAGUCUGAGCUUUUUGGCGAAAUUGGAAAACUACAGGAAAACAGUAUCAAGCUCCGUGAGAAAAACCUGCACUUGAAUCAAGAGAUUCACAAUAAACAUCAGGAAUGUUGUUCACUGAAGGAAAAGUUCUCCGCUCUCUCGACGGAGAACAUGAACCUGACUAGACAGCUGGCGAGAACUGCACAGGAAAACAGGAAGUUAACAAGACAGGUUAAUCAGAUGAAUGAUGAAAAUCGUCGCCUUAGAGAAAAGCUUAGUCUGAUAACCACUCAAGUGAAAGCCCUCCCAGGAGGGGCAUGCCUAGCCAUGUCAGUGUCAGAUGUUGCAAGUCCACCAAGAACAAAGAUUGUUCCCCUCUCAGAGGAGCUUGAUAGUUUUGAUGAUCCGCCUUCAAGAUUUCUUUCAUCAUUAAAGGAUACAUUAGAUGAAUUUGAACAGAUUAGUAGUAGUGAGCUUGCUGAAGUGAAUUCUGAAUGGGAUGAAGAGAGCAGUGAUGAACAGCUCAUGGAAUCAGUGGAGUCUGCAGCAGAACGCAUGAAAGAGUUGCUUUCUAGCCUGCAGGAACAAAAUCACAGCCUCCUCCUAUUAUCUCCCCUCUUGCAAUCAUUCACAUCAACAUCUGGGUCUCGAACUGGAAGUUACCCAUUUGAUACUGACAGUAAAGAGAGUACGACAGGGCCAUCUAGAAAUGGCACAUUAAACCAGCGAGACCGUGACCUCUCCACUCUGACAGUGACCCCUUCCACACAAUCUCAGAGUGCCACUCAGACUGGAGAUGAAACACCAUCUGAUGAGGAUGGAAUGUGCCAGAGUCGGUUAGCAACUUGUGGGUCUGUACUUAAUCCAACCUUCAUCUCUUCAGGGGGAAUGAACACGAGUCAGACAACAGAUGACAGUGGAGGGGACAACAACAUUUUGGUAGAUGCAGACACUCCAACAGCUGAUCGGCCUCAAAGUCCAUUUGACUGGAGACAAGUCCAGGUGAGUGAUGAUGAAGGCCGAGAAAAUGACGCCUUACAGCCAGACACGCGCACAGUUAGCACAUCACCAGACCCAGCUUUAGAGGAUGAAGAGGAACGCAUCUGUCCAAUGUGCAAUGCAGUAUUUCCUCGGGUGAUACCACAAGAAUCAUUUGAGUCUCAUGUUGUAAGUCAUUUUGAAGUUGAAAAUGGAUUUGAAGUAAUUGCCUAAUGAAAAGAAUGUGAUGUUAUCAAGUACCAGUACAUGUAGCUCAUGAUUUUGACUACUAACAAGUAAGGUUACAAGUUUGUCAGCCUUAUUGUAAUUGUAUUUUGAUAAAGAUCCCAUGAAAAUUUAGAUUAAGAAAUAUGGGUUAAUGUCACAAAAUCUUCCAUUGAGAAAUAAUCUUUAAAAAAAAUGGACAUCUUUAUUGGCUAAUAUAAAUUUUCCUCUGUGAUAACACCAUGCAAGGUAGCCUUCAUAAGAUACUUAAGAAAAUAUAUGAUGUGAGGAUAGGCUAAGGGUAACAAUAUUUCUAAACUAAAGUAUUUAUGAUUAGAUCUUGGUAAUGUAAUUUCAAGAACCCAAGAUUGUUUCAGUUUUCAGUAAUUAUGUUGAAGGAUGUGGAAGUACAUUGGUUUAACCCAUUAACGCCGGUAUAUUUUGAAGUCAAAAGUAAAACAUUGCGGGUGGCUACAAAAUCGGCGGGUGGAGCUUCCCCAGAGUCUGUCCGCCUGCUGGGCACGGCCCACUGCUGCGUCGGAGCGCGAGCCCCGAUACAGCGUCACACUGGUGAGACACCCGGCAAUGUUAAUUUUUUCAGGUGUCUCAUAUGUAGGACACCCGUCGUGAAUGGGUUAAUUAGCAGUUCAAUCCAUCCCCAAAAAUUUUAUUUUUUUUUUAUAUAUA
This is a messenger RNA of Penaeus vannamei (Pacific white shrimp), 2426 nucleotides long. Its product is annotated as Protein spindle-F. Lineage: Eukaryota; Metazoa; Arthropoda; Malacostraca; Decapoda; Penaeidae. The record is from RefSeq and is a predicted model, not a curated record.